AUGGCAUAUCUACAGAAAUUCUGCUUAGAUGGACUGCUCACUUGUAAUGAAUGUUCCUAUCAAGACUUGCUUGGAAUAUUCAAGGCCAAUAUAUUAGUGAGGGAAGAAAAUGUUAAUGAAUUAUUAUGUUCGACAGAUGCAAGUCAGCAAAAUGAAUGUAAGAAACUUGACAUUGUUCUCCAUUUGAAGCCACCUGAGACUCCAGAACCAUCCAUAGAACCACAUCGUAUAAUUGAGUUUUGUGAAAGUUUAAUUACUUCAAUACAAGGAAUCAAUCAUUGCCAAAAUUGUCCAGCCUCAUCUCCCUCGUCCUGUGAUACUGUAUGCGCUACAACAAGAACAACACAAGCUGAAACAACAACAACAUCAACAGCAGCAACAACGGCAGCAACCACAACAUCUUAUAUUGAACACAGUCUACGUCAAGAAAAGACAACGGAAGAUGGUCUACAAACAUCAGCUGUAGUAAUUAUCAGUGUGGUAUCCUUUAUUGCUGGUAUAUUGUGUACCUUUAUCACUGUGUUUUUCAUCCGAUAUUUACAAAACAGGCAAAAGAGACCGGCUGCUAAGGAAGAAGGUGAAACUGUUAUUGAUGUUCCGAUGAAUACCAAAGUUGGUGCAAGUUCUGAAAUGAAAAUGCAAAGUGUUGAAAUGACUAACGAAAGGCUGACAAGUAACAUUGGCAAUAACGAUAAAGUUAUCAAGGAGCAUGUCUAUUACGAACUUGGCACACACUUGGAAUCUAACACACAAUCAGACGUGACAAAUAAAGAAGAAAACAUAUCGAAAGAAGACUUUCAUGGAAAUUUUCAACAAAAGAAUAGCCAGACAAGAGACCAUGUGUAUAAUCCUCUUGAAAUUAAAGAACAUGCUGGAUUAGAUUUUUAUAAAAAUGCAAGUGCAGAAGCUUACAAUGAGCAUACAUAUACAGGACUAGCAAACAGAGAAGAUGAAGGUUCUGUUCAGCUAGAUGAAAGUACAGGGAAUUCUGGAACAAAUGAUCGUUCAAAUGAAGCUCAUUACUUCACACUUGAGAAAACCAAUGGCAACGAAACAAGAGCGUUUGGUGGCGUAGUAAAGCAAGAAUCAAACAUAGGUGAAAAGUCUGAGGAUGGUCUCAAAGAUGGCGGUCAUGAUUAUUUUAACUUAGAAAAGAUGGAUGAGUCUGACCUUCAAACUCAUAAAGUUAAGGAAAAUGAUGACGUCCGCAUUGGUGAAAGUGAAGAAAAUACACAUCACAUUCUUGAAAAAGUAUAAUAAUCAGAAAUGCAUUUCAAGACUGUAUUCAAUUUACAUAAUCAUAGCUUAUUAAUUUCUGAUAAUACAACAUUAUAUAUUGUUGAAAAGAAAAUACCUUAUCAUAAUACUAAAAAAAGUGUACAUAAGUUCUUUAUCACAUACCUAUGUCACUUUUGUGACCGCGUAAAAACAGUAGUGUACGCCCUUGCACAUAUUUUGACGUGACGUUAUUUGGAUUAUACAAACAUAGUGUAAGACACGCUAAAUACACGUCAGUGAAAACGUGGCUCAUUGUUAACAGUUCUUAUUUUUGAUAUGUGCUAAAAAGAAAAUUACAUUCGAGUUGCUUCAAUACUGAAUUAUUGAACCCGUUGAAUAAAAUAUAUGGUGUUUGCCAGUGGCUCGUAUAAUAUAAUUUUAUUCAACUCGUUCAAUAAAAACAUUAUUGAACCAUCACUCAUUCAAAUAUCGUCUUUAUUAUAUGUAAUGUUUAUCCACAUUUUCUGUUUAAUUCUUUCUCUUUGUUUGUCUUUUUCCUUAUAUAGUCCUAUCUAUUGUAACAUGCCUCAUGAUUUUGUCACUAUACAUAAAGAAAAAAAAAACUGUGAAACACUUAUAAGGAACUAUUUUUAAUUUUUAU
Molecule: messenger RNA, 1879 nt
Organism: Ruditapes philippinarum (Manila clam)
Lineage: Eukaryota; Metazoa; Mollusca; Bivalvia; Venerida; Veneridae
Exons: 4
Coding region: 1-1257 (418 amino acids)
Source: RefSeq, a predicted model, not a curated record